Austrofundulus limnaeus is the source of this 1968-nucleotide messenger RNA. RefSeq names its product cleavage and polyadenylation specificity factor subunit 7. The transcript is spliced from 9 exons. Bases 222 to 1646 code for a protein of 474 amino acids. Gene Ontology annotation, molecular function: RNA binding. Lineage: Eukaryota; Metazoa; Chordata; Actinopteri; Cyprinodontiformes; Rivulidae. The record is from RefSeq and is a predicted model, not a curated record.
UUUUUUCCUUUUUUUUUUUUUUGUAGACCCGAUUGGGACCUUAACGGCUAGCUAAGCCAGGCGUUAAAACGUUGCAAAAAAUAUUCCAGCAAAAGCGGUGCGCUCGUUAUCGCUUUGCAUCGUUAAUUUGCACGUAUUGUUUUAGUGCAAACUGAACUGGCUAAAGAAGUGUUGGAAAAAAAGCUUCGGUGCUAACCGUUGAGCAUCCGAGGCCCGACGGMAUGGCUGCCGCACGACCUGCAGCCGGACCGAGUUCCUCAAUUGACCACAUGUACGACGACCUUUAUGCAAACAAUGACGAGGAUUUGGAGAAAAUCGCUGAAGCAAAUGAACUGUUUGAUGCUGUUCUCACUGGUACGGUUGAUCGAGAGAAGGAGACGGCCARGAAAGGACUUUCCUCCAAAGAUGGUUCAGCUAAAGAGAAGGAGAAAUCAGCUGAUGCCAUAAAAGAGAAAGCAGAAAAGUCUCAGAGGAAAUUGUCUUUAUAUAUUGGAAGUUUCCCCUGGUGGACAUCUGAUGAAGAGAUUAUCUGCAUUGCCCAAAGAUUGAGCGUGAAGGACAUCACAGAAAUCAAAUUUGCUGAGAAUAAAGUUAAUGGCCAGUCCAGAGGCUAUGCAAAAGUGGACGUAAAAUCAAAGGAGUCACUUAAAGUCUUAUUGGAAAAAAUACCACAAUGUCACAUAAAUGGGGAAUUGUUAGACUGUCGAUUUGCCACUGUUGAGAACCUCAAUAUGUUUGAGGAAAUUGCCAAUAAACGUAUGCCUUUACGUGCACCAUCCGAAUCCAACGAAACAAAUUCUACAGAAAAGGUUCCCACGCCACCGUCAAAGGAAUCCAAUCCUCCUCCUAUCCCUUCCCUUUUCCCACCACAUCCACUUCCAAACAGCUUUCCUCCCGCUCCCAACCCCUUUCUUAUUCAUCCACCUCCACUGUUCCCAACUAUGCCACCAGUAAUCCCUCCCCUCAUGCCACCACACAUGUUUCCUCCACCUCCUGUCCAAGUACCUGGCCAUCCGCCUCCCAAUCUUCACAUGAAUCCUGCUUUCUUCAGCCCCACUCCAGAUGGGCACAGCAGCAAAUCAUACAUGCAGCAAACAAAACCAACUCAAAAUAAAAAUGGAGAUUUUGAGGAACUGAUGAGCAGAAACAGAACUAUUGCCAGCAAUGCAAUCACCAAGGCUGUGUCUGGGGCUACAACUGGUGACACUCGUAUGGCCAUGGAAACAUUAUUAACAGCCAUUGCCAUCAUUAAGCAGUCCAGAGUGUAUGGAGAUGAUCGCUGCCAAGCUCUAGUCACCUCACUGGAAGACUGUUUAAUUUCAAUCAAGGGCAACGAAAGCUAUGAGAGACGCAGCCGUUCCAGAGAAAGAGACCGGGACAGAAGUCGGGAUAGAGACUACGAGCGCAACAGAGAGCGUGACCGAGCCUACGAGCGCGACAGAGAGCGCGACAGAGACCACGAGCGCAACAGAGACCACGAGCGAGACAGAGAGCGACCGAGAGAACGUUACAGGGACGACUUUCACGACCGGGAGAGUGCAGCAAAGUCUCGAAGACACAGAGAACAUUCCUGGAAGGGAGACGGAGACAAGGAGCGCUCGCGAGAACAAGAGAGAUACAGAGAUCACAGAGACCGACACCGCUAACCUGACUGGUGAAGCCCAUGGAGCAGAAACAAAGGGACAUUUUGUUUUUGCAUCACACCUGUAUAAAGAAGAAUCUUUGAUAAAAAAUGAGAAAUUGUAUCGUCAAAAUAUAAAAUGUACUUUUUUGUUUCUGAUUGAUUAUAGUCAUUGUAGGACUCGUUUUAAUGAAAAAAGGAGAAAAAAAAAUUUUUUUUUUCAUGUAUUAGUCUUUAAACACAUGCAUGCAGUGAACAGUCCUUAUUAACCUGUGUAAUAGUUAACUGUUUUCAUCUUUCUUUUGUAUCAAAUCUACAAAUUAAAAAAAGUGUUUCUGUUCAUUGUA